Molecule: messenger RNA, 1423 nt
Organism: Glycine soja
Lineage: Eukaryota; Viridiplantae; Streptophyta; Magnoliopsida; Fabales; Fabaceae
Product: B-box zinc finger protein 24-like
Exons: 3
Coding region: 301-1017 (238 amino acids)
Biological process (GO): photomorphogenesis; regulation of DNA-templated transcription
Cellular component (GO): nucleus
Molecular function (GO): zinc ion binding
Source: RefSeq, a predicted model, not a curated record
AGAUCUUAAUAUUAUCGCAUUCACCCUUUCCCCAACUGCACCCCUCCUCCAGUCACUUCCUUUUCCAUGGCCCAAACACUUUCUCCCUGCAUUUAUUACCUACCACUGUCACUAUGAAUGCUGUCUUUUGUUUUUCAUCUUCAACUUCAUCUAAACCUUUCACACAUAUCUUCGGCUUAGAACAACCAACAACAAGUUCACAUUGUAGGAACCUUUGUCUUGUCGUGUCGGGUAGUGGCUCAUAUUGAUAUUGGUAUGGUCUUUCUUUGAACCCCAUUUGCAAAAAGGAAGAAGAAGAACAUGAAGAUUCAGUGUGAUGUGUGUGAGAAAGCCCCUGCAACCGUGAUUUGUUGCGCAGAUGAGGCAGCUUUGUGUGCCAAAUGUGACGUUGAAGUUCAUGCUGCAAACAAGCUUGCAAGCAAGCACCAGAGGCUUCUCCUUCAAUGUCUAUCAAACAAGCUUCCCAGAUGUGACAUAUGCCAAGAUAAGCCAGCUUUCAUAUUUUGUGUUGAGGACAGAGCACUCUUCUGUAAAGACUGUGAUGAGCCAAUUCAUUUAGCCAGUAGCCUUUCUGCAAACCACCAGCGCUUCCUCGCUACUGGUAUCAGGGUGGCUUUGGGUUCUAAUUGCACCAAAGGCCAUGAAAAAGGUAACAUGGAACCAUCUAAUCCAAAUGCACAAGAAGUUCCUGUGAAAACUCCUUCUCAGCAAGUGCCUAGCUUCACAUCCUCUUGGGCAGUUGAUGACUUGUUGGAAUUAACAGACUUUGAAUCGCCAGACAAAAAGCAAUCCCUGGAAUUUGGAGAACUUGAAUGGCUAGCAGAUGCAGGCCUUUUCAGUGAACAGUUUCCUCAUGAAGCUUUAGUCGCAGCUGAAGUUCCUCAGCUUCCAGUGCCACACACUAGCAGUGUUGCCUCACAUAAAGCCCCCAAAUCCUUGGUGUCUUACAAAAAGCCUAGGAUUGAAGUCCUGGAUGAAGAUGAUGAUGAACACUGCACUGUCCCGGAUCUCGGAUAAAGUACAUUCUCAUGUAAACAAUUGCCUGAAUCAGUAGGUUGAUGAGUUGUAUAUGCAUACUAGGUGCAGAUGUUAAUGAACUCUUCAGUGUGCCUGAUCUAGCUGAAGCUCAGGACCAUGAGGACUAUUGCAUGAACCUGUAGAUUGAUGAGUUGUAUAUGCAUACUUCUUAGGACAGUAAGUAAUGAAGUAUGUUAACUAGCUGUGUGGAGUUGAUAAAUAUCUCAUUUUAGGAGAGCUUUGAAUGGUUUGAUUUUUAGAAAAUAGCAUAAAUUAAAACUUUAGGGGAUUUAAUUUUCCUUGUUGCUCUUUUUGAUCAUUGUUUACACUCUAGAUGGUUAAUUUCAUAUGUAUGCUUGUGUUGGAGACCAUUUUGGCCUAAUAGCUAGGAUGAAGACAUGCGGCA